Molecule: messenger RNA, 1367 nt
Organism: Eutrema salsugineum
Lineage: Eukaryota; Viridiplantae; Streptophyta; Magnoliopsida; Brassicales; Brassicaceae
Exons: 6
Coding region: 62-1021 (319 amino acids)
Molecular function (GO): protein binding
Source: RefSeq, a predicted model, not a curated record
ACUUUAACACAAACUAAAAAGUCUAAUAGUAUUGAAGCAGACCAUCAUCUUCAUCAUCAAAAUGAGUCUGACAGUUGAAGAGAACAUAAAGGCGCAGCUAGAGGUUCGCAAAAACGCUCACAUAAUGUUGGUUGAUGGAAUGUCUAAGCUAAAGACUCACAAAGUGAAGGAGGUUCAGUCAUCGGUUUUCAAUGUAUCUGGUCUCAAAUGGAAGUUGAUUGUUUAUCCAGCUGGGGAGGACGGCACAAAGGAGUAUUUAUCUUUUUAUCUAAAGAUCAAAGAUAAAAAGUCUUUAGGUCCUAAUUGGGAAGUCAAAUGCAGUUUCAAACUCACCAUAGUUCCUCAGAAUGGAUUUAAUAGGUGCCAGUCUUCUGAAUGGCUUACGGAGUCUUAUAACGCAAACCAAAGAAUUAUUGGGGAAGACAGCUUCAUAUCAUACGAGGAGUUGAAGAAGAAGUAUCUUGUGAAUGACAAAGUGGUUUUCUGUGCCGACAUCACCGACGUCCGACCAAACUUUCCUGUGACCAAUACAAUCCCUCGAACCAUUGGGACAGCGGAACGCAUAACACUAACCGAGGUGUCCAAAAAAGACUCUAGAUUCACCUGGAAGAUCACUCAGUUUUCUUCCUUCGACGUUGGUGAUUAUCAUUUUUCCAACGAGUUCAAGCUUGGACAACGGAGAUGGAAACUAAAAAUGUUCCCAAAAGGAUGCGGCACUGGGAAAGGAAGUUACUUGUCUUUGUUUUUGACUGUGGGCGAUUUCGUGACCGCUGAUCCAAUGGCAAAAACAUUGGCCGUCUAUAAACUGCGAUUGUUGGACCAAUUCAAACGCAAUCACUAUGAAACUAACAGCUGCAAUAAGUGGUUUACUACUAACCCGGAUAUUAUUCGUACCGGUUGGGGCUGGCACCAAUUUAUGAGGCUGAAUGAACUCCAAAAUGCUUCAAGGGGAUUUCUUGUGAACGAUGAGAUGUAUCUUGGAGUUGAGUUCAUACUUCUCUCCACCACUGAGAAUCUCUGAUGUGCACUGAUUGAUUCAACGAUCGAGUACCGCAAGAAUAUAUACCUCCUGAUGAACUUAUCUACCUGUAUUAUUAUAUAUAUAUAUUUGAAUACCGUGACGUGUGUUUAGAUAUAAUGCAUGAUACAAACAUGCAAGUUUAUACAAAAGUAAAAUAAAAAAAAGUGACGGAUCAUCAAAAGUUGCAAUUGUAUCGUGUGUCACGAUAACAAUCAACCGAAUCCGUUGCUACGUAUAUUCUCUUAUGGAAGAGAAAGCUGCUUGUGCACGUGUACCUCUCUUGUUUGUAAUAACUAUACUAGGUGUUUAGCCCGCGCCUUGCACAGGCGAAGAGGUUUUAACAAAA